Messenger RNA from Megalops cyprinoides (Indo-Pacific tarpon), 2610 nucleotides. RefSeq names its product UDP-N-acetyl-alpha-D-galactosamine: polypeptide N-acetylgalactosaminyltransferase 7 (gene galnt7). NCBI's taxonomy places the organism in Eukaryota, Metazoa, Chordata, Actinopteri, Elopiformes, Megalopidae. Gene Ontology annotation, cellular component: Golgi apparatus. The coding region runs from base 308 to 2269 and encodes 653 amino acids. The transcript is spliced from 12 exons. The record is from RefSeq and is a predicted model, not a curated record.
CGCGGCUUCCUGGUUUCGCAUCCGUGUGAACAUGCAGGUGUGAACACAACGUGGCCGGGACUGGGAAAAGGGGGACCUGCCGUAAUCAGCAAAGCCCGUUCGCAUGUGUUGAAAACUUUCAGUUCGCAAGGCGGCGUGACAGAGGAGGGGGCGGUCACAGCGGGAGAGGCCGGCCGAGAGAUAAGAGGGAUUCGAUCGGGAGAGGAGUGAGGAGCAGCUGCGUGGGGAGGUGACGGGCACAGGCAAGGGGCCACGGCCAGCUCAUUCCGUUCAAAAGCUAGCAACCCAACGCUAGUUAGUCUUUACAAUGAGAUUGAAAGUAGGAUUCAUCCUUCGCAGUUUAUUAGUGAUCGGAACCUUUUUAGGUCUGGUGGUGCUCUGGUCUUCCCUUUCUCCAAAACCAAACGAUGAUAACCCAUUCGCUAAACUGGACGGAAGGGAUGGAGCUAACCUGUUACCCAACGCCAAGAGCAACAUCUUGGACCAGAUCAAGCCGGUUGUUCCCUGGCCCCGCGUGGAAGGCGUGGAGGUGGACCUGGACUCCAUCCGGCAGAAGAACGAGGACAAGGGUUUGGAUAAGCACCCGAGGGGCAGGGUGCAGAACCAGCAGAACAUCAUGCAGAAGCAGUAUGUCACCUUCAAGCCGCACACCAACGCGUACACGGACCCCGUGCUGAAACGUGGGGUACUGGGCAACUUCGAGCCGAAGGAGCCGGAGCCCCAGGGCAUCCCCGAUGGACCGGGGGAGGGCGCCAAGCCCUUCGUCCUGGGCUCCGAAUACAAGGAGGCCGUCCAGGCCAGCAUCAAAGAGUUCGGCUUCAACAUGGUGGCCAGCGACAUGAUCUCCCUGGACCGCACCAUAAGCGACAUACGGCAUGAAGAGUGCAAGUACUGGCACUACGAUGAGAACCUGCUCACCGCCAGCGUGGUCAUCGUCUUCCACAACGAGGGCUGGUCCACUCUGAUGAGGACGGUGCACAGCGUCAUCAAGAGGACCCCCAGGAGAUACCUGGCGGAGAUCGUCAUGAUCGACGACUUCAGCAACAAAGUGCACCUGAGAGAGCGGCUGGAGGAGUACAUCAAGCAGUGGAAUGGCCUGGUCAAGGUGUUCCGCAACGAGAGGAGAGAGGGCCUCAUACAAGCCCGCAGCAUCGGUGCCCGCAAAGCCACGGUGGGCCAGGUUCUGAUCUACCUGGAUGCUCACUGUGAAGUAGGGGUGAAUUGGUACGCCCCACUGGUCGCCCCCAUAUCCAAGGACAGAACGCUGUGCACGGUCCCGCUGAUCGACUCCAUUCACGGUGAACGGUUCGUCUUUGAGCCACAGGGGGGAGGGGAUGAGGACGGCUUGGCCAGAGGAGCCUGGGAUUGGAGCAUGCUAUGGAAACGCCUCCCUCUGACUAGCAGGGAGAAGCAGAGGAGAUUAACUAGAACUGAGCCCUAUCGAUCUCCUGCUAUGGCCGGAGGGCUUUUCGCGAUCGAACGCGAUUUCUUCUUUGAGCUGGGGCUGUAUGAUCCUGGCCUGCAGAUCUGGGGCGGAGAAAAUUUCGAGAUAUCCUACAAGAUCUGGCAGUGUGGCGGUCAGCUGCUGUUUGUGCCCUGCUCCCGCAUCGGCCACAUAUACCGGCUGCAGGGCUGGCAAGGAAACCCGCCCCCUGCCCAUGUGGGCUCCUCCCCCACACUGAAGAACUACGUCCGCGUGGUGGAGGUUUGGUGGGACGACUACAAGGACUACUUCUACGCCAGUCGCCCAGAGACGAAGGCGUUGGCCUACGGAGACAUCAGCGAGCUGAAGAAGUUCAGAGAGGAGCACCGCUGCAAGAGCUUCAAGUGGUUCAUGGAGGAGAUCGCCUAUGACAUCCCCUCGCACUACCCGCUGCCCCCCAAGAACCUGGAGUGGGGAGAGAUUCGAGGGUACGAGACCAGCUACUGCAUAGACAGCAUGGGUCACACCAACGGAGGCAACGUGGAGAUCGGACCCUGUCACAGGAUGGGCGGAAACCAGCUUUUCAGAAUAAAUGAAGCCAACCAGCUCAUGCAGUAUGACCAGUGCCUGACCAAAGGAACAGACGGCUCGGCGGUCAUUGUGACUCACUGCAAUCUGAACGAGUACACGGAGUGGAAGUACUUCAAGGAUAUCCACAGAUUCACCCACGUUCCCACGGGGAAGUGUCUGGAUCGGUCUGACGUCCUGCACAAAGUCUUCAUCGCCGACUGCGAUAAGACCAAGAGCACUCAAAGGUGGGAGAUGAACAACAUCGUGGCCGUUUAGCGCUGCGGCCCACGGAACCUGAGGGACCACACCGAGCGGACUGAACAGCAGCUCCCCGUGCUUUGUGAAGUGUAAGUAUUGAAACGGAGAACGCUCAUUCGUCCACGUCCCAAAAAACACUUCCGCUAAUUAUCGACUCCUUCAUCUCGGAUGUUUACACUUUUUCUUCAGUUCCAUUCGUUUGAUGGUACUCCAGUGGGAUUUUGCUCAGGGGUCUUAAAAGCAUGUCACUUUUAUAGCUGCAAAAAUGAUGGUCAAGGGUGGAAGGUGUGGUGGUCUGUACAGUUUUUAAGAUAUUAGAAACUCCAAACACUCCCUUUCAUUAUGGGUUUUUUUUUUUU